Messenger RNA from Selaginella moellendorffii, 1012 nucleotides. RefSeq lists its product as uncharacterized. NCBI's taxonomy places the organism in Eukaryota, Viridiplantae, Streptophyta, Lycopodiopsida, Selaginellales, Selaginellaceae. The record is from RefSeq and is a predicted model, not a curated record. The transcript is spliced from 5 exons. Bases 70 to 540 code for a protein of 156 amino acids.
UUAUCCUGCGAGCAAAGAAUGUAAGAGCUUUCAUCGAUCUCGGAUUGAUCUUACUUACCUUCGUUUUGAAUGGGAUCAACGACCUCAACCUCGAAAUGCUGUCCUUGUGCCUCCUUCUUCUGUUUCGCUCGGCGUCUAUGUGUACAGUUCGGGCCAGGGAUGUCCAGCGAUGCCUCGGAAGGAGAUUGUGAGAAAAUGGAUGACGUCGAGGUUGAGGGAUGUUCCGUGGAUACUGGCAAUGCAACAGGAGCAGCAUACAGGAAUGUUCUUAUAGUCUGGAGCAAGGAGUCGGUCUCAAGAAUCUACAAGGACGCCAUCCAGCAGCGGGAUGCACAGGAGGCUCUGGAUGAUUGUGGCCUAAAAUGCAGUCAAGGACUUACUUGCAGGAAAUCUCUUUGCUCGAGCACUGAGGUGUUCGUGACAUUCACGCCUGUGACCCAUACGUGCUCGCGUCUGAUCGCUGCUAUACCGGCAUGCCUGAAAGGACUUGUAAGCUGUGUAGAACAGCGCUUGCUGGAAACUGGAGCCUGCUGGCCAUAAGCCUUGUUGCCACACGAGAUCACUGCAGUCGACGAAAAGCGAGGUAUUUGGUUCGUGAAUUACUUGAUAGUAUCAGAAGUGCAAGGCCUCAUUUCAUAAUAUACACAAAGAAGAUCAUCAACGUGCACUCCAGAAACGAGAUAAAGAGAUUGGAAAUCUCAGCUCUCCCUUCUGGAGAGAAAGGGAUAGAGAGAGGGAGGAAGAAAAGCUCAAACGAGAUACGAUUCUCCAAAACUCACCGUUGUGGCAGCGACCAGACGACGAUGUAAGACCAGCCAAUGUAAUUCACGAGCGCUGCCAGUCGCUGCUCGGAGACGCUCAGCACGGAGAGAGGGAGGAUCAUCAUCCUGCUCGCUUAUCCAUCGAAAGUCGAGCAAGUGAACACCCACCCUCUCUGGUGGUGUUCAAGUUUGAUUGGAAACAUAACACUUUCCAAAUGGACAGGGCAAAAAUAAAGGUAGAUCUUAGUCAA